Dicrocoelium dendriticum is the source of this 492-nucleotide messenger RNA. Lineage: Eukaryota; Metazoa; Platyhelminthes; Trematoda; Plagiorchiida; Dicrocoeliidae. The record is from the annotation of a GenBank genome assembly.
CUGGUCUAUUUUUCAGUGUAUCAAUCUCCAGCAGAGUUCGAAAAAGAAAUCCGACAGAAAGAAAAAUCAUGGGGCAUUUCGGGAAACGAUGCGUUACAGAUUCAAUAUGGCCACUACGGUUUCAAGCCCAUCUCCUCCUUUUCGAAGGCCCUCCUUUUAUCGAUUCUAGGCUUGGGGAUAGUGUUCCAGUUGUUCCUCGCAUGGAGCAUCAAGCGUGGUAAUCUACCAACAUGGCUGUUUGAGACAAGGUCCUUGACGCAGUCUCCUGCGGACAAUCGCAAGUCAAAUGCAGAUGGGUUGGAUGCGUCGAGGUCAACCACCUGGAGAGAAGAACAUUCUGAUGACCGUUCUGACAACAGUCGAUACACUGGAAGCAAUCCUUUCUUUUGGGAUCCAUUUUCUGGGUUUAACACAAUCAAACCUGUUACCACUGAUGUCAAAUUUAAGGUACGUAUCACCGCGCGUUUCCUCGCCUCAGGUUGCAUGAGUUAA